This is a messenger RNA of Nestor notabilis (Kea), 1046 nucleotides long. It is a transcript of the gene DERL2, whose product is annotated as derlin 2. Gene Ontology annotation, cellular component: endoplasmic reticulum membrane; Hrd1p ubiquitin ligase ERAD-L complex. Gene Ontology annotation, molecular function: ubiquitin-specific protease binding; misfolded protein binding. The record is from RefSeq and is a predicted model, not a curated record. Gene Ontology annotation, biological process: endoplasmic reticulum unfolded protein response. The annotation marks the transcript as partial. NCBI's taxonomy places the organism in Eukaryota, Metazoa, Chordata, Aves, Psittaciformes, Psittacidae. The transcript has 6 exons.
CAAUUAGAACUAAUCACACCUUUUCAGCUGUACUUCAACCCUGAGCUAAUAUUUAAGCACUUUCAAGUAUGGAGGUUAAUCACCAACUACUUAUUCUUUGGACCAGUUGGCUUUAAUUUUUUAUUUAACAUGAUCUUUUUAUACCGUUACUGCCGAAUGCUUGAGGAAGGCUCUUUUCGAGGUCGGACGGCAGAUUUUGUAUUCAUGUUCCUUUUUGGAGGACUUUUAAUGACUCUUUUUGGCCUCUUUGUGAACUUGGUUUUCUUGGGCCAGGCUUUCACAAUAAUGCUCGUGUACGUGUGGAGCCGCAGGAAUCCCUAUGUCCGUAUGAACUUUUUUGGUCUUCUCAUCUUUCAAGCCCCAUUUCUACCCUGGGUAUUGAUGGGCUUUUCACUGCUGUUGGGGAACUCCAUCAUUGUGGAUCUCCUGGGCAUUGCUGUUGGGCAUAUAUAUUUUUUCUUAGAGGAUGUCUUUCCCAAUCAGCCUGGUGGUGGGAAGCUUCUGAGAACACCGUCUGUCCUCAAAGCAAUAUUUGAUACACCAGAAGAUGACCCCAAUUACAAUCCUUUGCCAGAAGAACGACCGGGAGGAUUUGCGUGGGGAGAAGGUCAACGCCUUGGAGGCUGAUAAGUGUCUGUGCCAAAACCCAGUGAGAGCUGGGAGAGACUGACCUGAGCAAAGAUCCAUACUGGGGACCCCUCAUUCCCCAUCGCAGAAAGGACACUUUUGACAGCUCUAUGGUUUCGAAUACAAGCACUUUAUGCAGUCUAAUCCAAGACACUUCCAGACUACCAAUGUCUUUCCCAGUCAGGGAAUUUAUUGUGCUGGUAAUGAAAAUACAAAUCCAGUGGAGCCAAAAACCUAAAACUGGAAACCAUUUCCUGUCAGUUCCAGUUAACAAGACCACGAGUACUUGUUUGAAGUGAUUUCUAAAGUGGUUUGUUUUUUUCCCCAAGUUAUUUGAUACAGGAAUCUAUAUGGGAAACUUUACAGGAGACAAACCCAACUUUUUUGGGGUUUAACUCAUUUUUUUAUUCUUGGAUAAA